AUGGGCUCGUCUUUGGUGGUCUUUCAAACCUGCAGCAUCCUGAGCGUCGUGCUCUUCCUGAAGUACUUCGUGACCAACCUUCGCUGGGCGGUGUUGAAAGGCAAAGCCAACUUGCGGGCCAGGGAGGACGUCAACAACAAUCCGAAUGCAACACAGGAUGACGUUGACAGGGCGACGCAAGCAGGCCGCAUUGUGCAGAAUGAUUUGGAGAACAUUCCAUUCGCGCUCGUCUUCAUGUGGGGCACAGCCCUUGCUAUCCUAGGGGCCGCUCUUACGCCGCUGAAUAACACAUCCGACCUUUGCACAGCACAUGUCGUCCUGGCGACCAUCUUCACGGUGACACGUGUGACGCAUAGCAUCAUCUACAUUCUGCAGUUGCCCCUCUCGAGGGGCGGCGUAUUCAUCAUCGGUACUACUGCGCUCUUUGGCAUGGGAAUCGUGGGCAUUGUCGCCGCAUUUGAGAUGACGAUCUGA
Messenger RNA from Symbiodinium pilosum, 474 nucleotides. Lineage: Eukaryota; Dinophyceae; Suessiales; Symbiodiniaceae. The record is from the annotation of a GenBank genome assembly.